Messenger RNA from Schistosoma intercalatum, 2802 nucleotides. NCBI's taxonomy places the organism in Eukaryota, Metazoa, Platyhelminthes, Trematoda, Strigeidida, Schistosomatidae. The record is from the annotation of a GenBank genome assembly.
GUUUGACCUUCAAGUGCUCGCAACCUUCGCCAGUGAACGGUACCCCUGGAGCGUUGCCCAUUCAAGGCCAUCAAAACGAAAAAGCGGGGAAGUCUGUAGAGUAGUAAUUUCAAUGAAAUCGUAAGAUGUAUUCAGUAAACAUUUGGAUUGUUUUAGUAUAUUCUUGUACUUUGAUUAUUCAAAAUAUUGUUGUGUCUUCAUUUAAUAUAACUUCAGAUGUAAUAUAUUGCAACAAUACAAGUUUAUAUCAAAUAUCAGUUAAGAAUCAAACACAUACAUUAUGGUAUUUAAUAUCUGCCAGUCAAAAUCAUUCGCCUUCUCUAAUAUUAAUAUACACUACUGAAAAAUCUAAAGUCAAUGUGGAUUGUUCCAAAUUUGAUGAUAAUAAUACAUUAAACUAUAGGCAUUCAGUUUCAGUUAAUAAUUCUAUCCAAUCUUACGGAUUAAUAUUACAUAGGAUAAUUCGUUAUCGUGAUAUAAAUGAUGAAACAAUUGCUCCUGACACAGGAAAUCAAACAGAAACAUUUUUAGGAAGUAAUUUAAACUGGAAAAAUUCAUCAUUUAAGAAUAACUCAAAUGAUGAUCAAAUCAGUAUCGAAUUCGAAGCUACACAAUCGUUAGAUUCUCAUGAGAAAAUAGACGGUGUUAUUAAAUUGAAUUUUAAAGUGUAUAAAACAGCGGAACCACGAUAUAAAGAAAUGUAUUAUAGAAUUGAGAAUGCUUUAAGUAUUUUUAUUGAAUUAAUAUUGGACAACGUGGAAGUAAUAAAUUCAAAUGAUAAUUUUUCACCUGUUCUAUUAAUUUUUUCCAAUCAUUCACUUAUGGACGAUUCAUAUUAUUGGAAUAAAACAACUAUUCAAAAAUAUUGUGAAGAUGGUCCUUUGGGCAAAAUAAAAUCACCAUUUAUCCAAUUGGGAUUGGAAGUAUCAAAAGAUAAUAAAUUAAUUCAAUCUACAUGGCCUAAUGCUUACUUACAAUUUCCUGCAGCUUAUUGGAUUGAUCGUGAAAAUACUCAAGCUCAAUUAGUACGACUUGGUAUUGCACGCCCAAUUGAUCAUCGUUAUGUUAAGCCAAAAUCAUAUCAUUUUAGUUUACCAUUCGCUUUCUACGGUGAUCGAUUUAAUCAAAUUCAUAGUCAGUCAACUGAAAAUCAAGUUGCUGUACGUGAAUUAAUUAUCAAUUUAGGCAGUCCUCAUUCGAAACAUUACUAUGCUGACACAAAUUAUUCAUCAUGGAUUGUCAUUGCCGGCCUAGGUGAUCCUGAUAUUGUACCACCAAAUGAUGAUGAUGAUGAUGAUGACAAAAAUAAUAGCAACAAAAAUUCAAUUAUUUCAGCGUUUAUUUGUGGAUUACUGAUUAUUAUUGGCGCAAUCAGUAGUGUUUCUGUAAUACGUCGAAUACAACGUAGACAUUAUCAAAGAAUAUCUGAAUUAAAUAGUAGUCGUAAUAAUAAUAAUAAUAGUAAUAAUAAUGAAGCUAUUAGUAGUCAUUCACGAAUAAUGGUACAAGAACUAUCAUCAAUAAAUGACAAUCGUAUAGUUGAACCAUAUCAGUAUGAAAAAUUAAUUAGUCAACCAAAUCAUGAACUAAUCAGAAAUAAUUAUCAUACUAUAACUAAUGAAGAUAAUUAUUUACCAAAUAAUAAUAUAUCUAAUGUCAAUUGGGUUAAUGCUCCACCUCCAUAUGGAUCUAUUACAAAGGAUUAUUAAAAAUUCGAUGAUUAAAUUGUAUACUACUACUAUUAAUACUACUACUACUACUACUACUACUACUACUACUACUACUACUACUACUACUACUACUACUACUACUACUACUACUACUGAAAACUGUUCAUCAAAUAGAUAUUAUUGUACUUUAACAUGAUUACUUUUUUUGUUGUUGAAUAAAACAAAAUUCUUGUAUUUAUGUACUAUUUUUAACAAAUCAAGGAUCAUCAUCAUCAUCUCCAUCUUGUUGGUAUUUUGUUUGGUAUCAUAUUUAUCCCCGGUAUCUUCUAAUUAUUAUUAUCAUUACUAUUAUUAUUUUUAUUACGAACACAUGUAUUGCCCGGUCUAAUCAACACAUUUUAGAUAAUUUAAUUCUUCAAUUAUAUAAUUAUUACAAUAGAUUUUUCUUCUUCAAAUUUGUAUUUAUUCACUGAUUUAUUAAGAUCUUCAAAUAAUUAUUUAUUGUAGUUUUCAGGAGUCAGUGAAUAGUUAAAACACUUUCACCAUUCACCAUCCAAUAGAAGUUGACAGAAAACUCUUUAAAAAAAACCGGUAGUGUACAUAUCAGUUUGAUUUGGAGGGUUAUCUACUCUGGUUGGGUUGCCCCUUCCAGCCAAACAAGUUGCUGAAGCCUAGUAGGCCCUUCUGAAGAGAAAUAGGUCAUGUCGAAGCAUGGCACAACUACCGGGGCUAGAAUAGCUGUUUCUGCGACCAGUUGAAGUUUGCCCUGUGAGGAGCGACCCCGUACAUUACAUGCAUCACUUUCGUCAAUUUUUUUGUCGUCUUUCCAUCCAAGAGUAAUUGUGCUGCGUUUCUUUGUGGAGUUCGUAAUCGAUUUGAGGGUGUCGGUGGAUUGGGUGAUUAGGCCGAUCUCUAUCGCCCGGGUUACCGCACACGUUAGUUCAUUGAUCAUCCUUCCCACUAUCCAGGAGGCAUGACGCGGACGUAUGAGUCGGAUUUUGCCUUCCAUCUACUCUGGUACUAAAUUUGAUACUACCCCAGAAGUCUCUAUGCUUAUUGGUCAGAUGUAAUACUAAAAUGACGUACGUUUUUCUGUAAACAAACUGAUCUUGGAGUAAAGCUUUUAUUCUUA